AUGAUUAGAUCCUUGCUUUAUUUAACUACUAGUAGACCAGAUAUUAUAUUCAAGAAAUCACAUCUGACAACAGUAAAGCGGAUAAUUCGCUAUCUUAUCAGAACUAUUUCUUAUGGUCUAUGGUAUCCACGAUCUAACAAUUUUAAGCUUGAAGGUUUUUCAGAUGCUAAUCUUGCAAGGGAUAAAGAAUACAGGAAAAGCACCAGUGGAACAUGUCAACUACUGGGAAAAGCAUUAAUUUUCUGGAACAACAAUAAACAAGGUUUAGUAGCACUAUCCACAACUGAGACAGAAUAUACUGCUAUUGGACAAUAUUGUGCUUAA
This is a messenger RNA of Nicotiana tabacum (common tobacco), 324 nucleotides long. Its product is annotated as secreted RxLR effector protein 161-like. Lineage: Eukaryota; Viridiplantae; Streptophyta; Magnoliopsida; Solanales; Solanaceae. The record is from RefSeq and is a predicted model, not a curated record.